Penicillium griseofulvum is the source of this 5211-nucleotide messenger RNA. RefSeq lists its product as uncharacterized. The record is from RefSeq and is a predicted model, not a curated record. The transcript is spliced from 4 exons. Bases 1 to 5211 code for a protein of 1736 amino acids. Lineage: Eukaryota; Fungi; Ascomycota; Eurotiomycetes; Eurotiales; Aspergillaceae.
AUGGCGGAGAAACUCCUCGACGAGCUUCGAACUACUUUGUCCAGUGAGCGAGCAAGUUUCUGCCUGCCAGAUAACUGGGCGCACCAAAAAGUAGAUUUAGGCGUCGGAUUAAGUUCUCGCUUUCCAACUCGCUCGCUAGAGCCACCGUCGUACGACCAGCCUCCGCCUCCCUACAAUGAUGUGAUCCAUGAUCUUCCUCCUGAAUACUCUGCACUGCCUCCGCUCGCGCAGCGCAAAUCGAUUGAUAUAUCCUUCGCGCGAAAGACUCGUCAAAAAUCAAAUAGUUCUUCGCUGUUGAAAGAUCGGAUGCUGGAUGUACGUAUUGAUUUUGAGAAUCCUACUGGAGUUCGGGAACAUAAGAAGAAAAAGCCGGCGGCCGCAAAGAAAGCAGCACCGGCUCCUACUCCGCCUCCGCCCCCACCACCGGAACCGACAGGCGGGGCCGAUGGAGGAGAUGAUAAUUCCAAUGGCGACAAUGCCGGUGGGGCUGGCGGUGAUGGCGCUGGAGGCGGCGACGGAGAUGGAGGCGAUGAUUGGGGCGACGAUUGGAAUGUGAGCGGAAAGAAGGAUAAAAAGAAGAAGGAGCAGGAAGAGGAAGAGAAGAAAGCCAAGGAGGAGGAAGAGCGGAUAGCCAAGGAAGAGGAGGAGAAACUGGCGAAGGAAAAAGAAGAAGAAGAAAGAAAAGCCAAGGAGGAGGAAGAACGAAAGGCCGCCGAAGCCUCUGCUGCCAAUAAUCUCAGCUGGGCUGAGGAUGACGGUGGGGGUGAUAGCUCGUGGGCUGCUUUCACGAAUGUAGGGAAAAAAAAGAAAGGAAAGGGCGAAGCUGCACCCCCCGGGGGAUUCCAGGACGUAAGUCUGAAUGAAGGCGCACCGCAAUUGGACUUGAGCUUCGAUAGUCCGGCUCCGAAGACCGGUGGAACUGGAUUUAGUUUUGGAGGAUGGGGUAAAGAUUGGAAUACCGGUGGCAAGCUUGAUCCUCUUGGGGACGCUCCUCAGGACGAAUCAAAAGACAACAACCCAUGGGGAGAAACCAAAAAGGCAUCAGGAACUGGCGGUUUUGAUUUCGACUUGGGGUCCGCCCCCGCCGAAACCAAACAAGAAGAUAACUGGGGAGGGGGCGAUCUAAAGCCCGAACCUGAGGCUCCUGCUCCACCUGCGCCAGCACCCAGAGUCGAUUUCACGAAAGAAGCUUGGUUUCUAAAUCUCAACAAACGAGAGCAGCGUAAAGCAAAGAAGGAGAUGGAGAGGAAAUGGAAAGAGGAAGACGAAGCGGCAGCAAAGUUGGCAGCAGAGCUGGAAGCAGCUAAGGCGGCUGAGCCCGAACCUGAGCCCGAACCCGAACCUGAACCCGAACCCGAACCUGAACCCGAACCCGAACCUGAGCCUGAGCCAGUGGUGGAGGAGACUAAACCAGCCGAGGCUGAUAGUGACUGGGGCUGGGGUGUUCCAGUGAAGACCAAAGAUAAAAAGAAGAAGAAGAUCGACCUUCUAGCGGACCCGGAACCUAUUAUCGAUGAACCACCGAAGCCCAAAGAGCCGGUCGAUCCCUUUGCUGCCUGGGGAAUUUCAAGGGACAAGAAGAAAAGCAAAGGCAAAGCCGAGCCUGUGCCUGAGCCUGAGCCAGCCCCGGAGCCAGAACCUGAACCGGAGCCAGAACCAGAAACAGUACUACUACCAGAACCAGAGCCAGAGCCAGAGCCAGUGCCCGAGGCGCCAAAGGUGCCUGCUGAACCUCUAUACGAAAAUUGGCGCGAGAUAUCGUCCAAAGAACGGAAGAAGCGAGAGAAACAAUUGGUGCGCAAGGGUCUCCCUAUUCCUGGCAAGGAUUUUGAGCUCCCACCCGACCAGCCCGAAGAGGUACCUGAACCAGUUGUUGAACCGGAGCCAGCACCCGAACCCGAACCAGAACCGGAGCCAGAGCCUGAACCCGAACCAGUGCCUGAACCUGAACCUGAGCCUGAGCCUGAACCAGAGAAACCGACCGAAGAAGAAUCCUGGGGCAUUUGGGGACAACCAAAGGAAAAGAAAAAGAAGAAGAAGGACAAGGAUAUCGAAGAAAUUCCCCCUCCACGUGCGCCAACGCCUCCUCCUCAGGGCUUGACUCCAGACCCGGAAGCUUUCCAUGACAAUACAGAUGAUAUUUGGGCAGAGCUAGCCCCUAAGACCUCUAAGGGUUCAAAGAAGGUCACAAAAGCCAUCGAACCAGCACCCAAAGAGGAAAAAGCAUCCAAAGGCUUCUGGUCGAGUCUGACUGGGGGAUCUAUGAGCAAAACCAAAUCAACAAAGAAGGCGAAAGAGGAGAAGAAGGAUGAGGCUAUAGAGGAGGAAGAUGACCUGCUUAUUGAUGUUGCCGAUAAUCCUCCAGAGCCUGAACCAGAGCCUGAGCCUGAACCCGAACCUGAACCGGAACCUGAGCCCGAACCCGAGCCUCCUGUCCCCGAAAAGGCGAAGGUCAAGGCUUCUAAGCUGAGUGUUGCUGAGCGCAUCAAGGCCCUAGAGCAGGCCAAGAAGGAGAAGGCAAAGGCGGAAAAAUCUAGUUCGAAGAGCAAAUCCAAGAAGGUCGAACCGGAACCAGAGCCAGAACCAGAGCCAGAGCCUGAACUUCCCGUAGAGGAGCCCGCUCCUGCGAAGAAGAGUUCAAAAUCCAAGUCGAAGGAGUCCGAAGAAAGGAAAAUUUCCAAGGACUCUAUUCCUGGAAGCUUCCCAGAUUUUGGAGAUGAGCCCGAGCCUGAACCUGAACCCGAGCCCGAGCCAGAACCCGAGCCAGCCCCGGAGCCAGAGCCUGAACCGGAACCUGAGCCACCGGCCCCAGAUCUUUCCAAAAUGUCGAAAAAGGAGCUGAAGAAAUAUAAAAAGGCCGAAGCUGAGAAAGCUGCAGCCGCAGCCGCCGCAGCCGCAGCGGCUCCCAGGGAGCCUACCCCACCACCUCCCGAGGAAACACGUGAGCUAGACCCUGAGCCCGAGCCAAUAGCAGAACCAGAACCAGAGCCGGUACCAGAGCCUGAAGCUGAGCCCGAGCCUGAGGCUGAACCUGAGGCCGCACCCGAGGCAGAGAAGGACGAAGGUGCGCCACCCAUGCCUCCACCGGAGGCUGCCGAAGAGCCUCCAAAAUCCUCCAAGAAGGAGCGACCACGCCCUGAACGCACUACGACUAGCUCUUCAUGGGGCUUCUGGGGGGCCGCGCCGCCCCCGAAGAAAUCGAGUAAGAAGGAAAGCAAGAUCCUGGAAGAACCAGAACCACCGAAGAAGUUGACUAAGAAGGAAAGGAUUCAGGAGGAAGCAGAGCCUCCAAAAAAGCUAAAGAAGGAAAAAAAUCAGGAAACAGAACUUCCAACAAGACUGAAGAAGGAAAAGGUUGAAGAGGAAGUAGAACCGCCAAAGAAAAAGGAGUCUACUCGAGAGCGUUCUCCUGCAGUUCGUUCUAAAUCCACCAAAUCCCGCCCUAAAGACCCAGAGCCAGAACUGGAAAGGUCUUCGUCAGACCGGGAAAAGCGGCGCGAACGAGAGGGGCGGCCCUCGAAGAACCAACGUGGCGUCGUCUUGGCCAACAUGGUACUGGGUACACCCCAGUCCAAAAGCAAAUCGACUCGCAAACCUGGUUCUUCUUCGAAGCCGGUAUCAAGGCGUCCAUCAUUUGAUAUUGAGGACCCAGUUUCUGAUCCAGGACCGGAUGAAAAACCUGAGGUUUCUAAUAAAGCAGCCAAACUAAUGGGCAUGGAUCCCUCCAAGUCUCGACGUGAGCGCCUGCGCACGGACAGGCGGAAGUCAGUUCGAGACCCGUAUGCGAUAGAGGAUGAUGACUUAGUUAUGGUUGAUAUGGAGGAUGCCGAGGGUCACUCACCAAAGGAGGGCUCUAAGGGCUCAAGACGCAAGUCUAAAAGACCGUCUCGCUCUAGACCUGACGAUGAGUAUGAUGCUGUCCUGGUUGAUCCAUAUCAAGCACAUCCCACCGCAGAAGUCAUGUCAGGGCCCGAGGAUAUGGCCUUCGUUGAUGCGCCUCCAAGAGAACGCCGCCUAAAGCGCGCCAACACGGCGCCGCCGAAGAAACAAGAAUCCGGUGGAUUGAUGGGCCUCCUGGAUUCUCUAAGGAAGACCACACGCCCAGAUCGUCCAGAACGCCCCGAGAUGCCCGAAAGAAAGAAGUCGCGCUCGUAUCGUGAUGACGAUGCAAGAUACCCACCAGAAAUGGACCGCGACAUGGCUCGAAGAUCACGUCGCGAAGAUCGACGCCGAGGAUCUACCCGCCCAGACACCGAUCACGAAGGAUUCGUAACGGACGCCCCCGGUGCAGGAGCAGGUGGCGACACAGAAGCCGAAGAAGCGGAAGCUCGCCGCGCAGCACGACAGGCACGACGCGGAUCCCGCAAGGCACCUUCUGACUCUCGUGAAAAUGAAGCCCGGGAAGCAGAAGAGCGACGCGCAAGACGAAAAGAACGGGCACGCGAACAACGUGCUCGCGAAGAGGAAGAGGAAGAACGUCUACGCGAGGAAGACCGUCUACGAGAAGAAAAGCGGGCCCGACGCGCUGCACGCGAGGAACGUCGUGCUCGAGAAGAGCAAGCGGCUCGUGAAGCUGAAGCCGAAGCGGCAGCCGAAGCUAGAGCGGCAGAACGCCGCGAGCGCCGGCGAAUACGCGAGGAAGAAAUGAUGGCCGCGAGAGCGAGUCGACGCCGUGAACGCGAGCAAAGGAUACCUGAUGAGGUCUAUCCCGAUGAGCGGUGGGCUGAUCGUCGCGGGGCUCGUAGCUCCCGCGCGUUCGAAGAGCCAACCGCUCGUCGUCGCAAGUCCAAGGUCGCUCCUGAGCCUAUUCGGGAACCGCUCAUGACUGGUGGUUUGGGUGGCGGUAAAGAUAAGAUUUCCUCGUGGGUUUACUCGCAGAGUGAUGAGCCUCCGGAACCACCGCAAAUAGUUCCAACUCUUAUUGAUAUGCCUCCUCUUGCAGCGGAUGAAGGAGCUAAUGCCCAUUCUCUUUCAUCGGAUGAGGAAGCCCGCCGCGCUCUUCGUCGUAAGGCACGUCGUCGUGCUAAGUAUGAGGAAGAAGUUGAUGACCGUUCUCGAUAUCGUGGCUCUCGUCGUGAAGGCGUGAAGAGCAGCUCUGGAAGUGGUGAUUAUGAACGUGAUCGUGGGAUGAGGUCCCAGGGGAGCAGACAAGGUGCUCCACCGACCUCUGCUAAGAAGCCCAGUUGGUUCCGCAAAUUGACGAACCUGUAA